CUCUGUUAUGAGAUUACGAAUCAGCCCUAGUGAAUACGGAUGUAAUCACCACGUCCAAUGUGUAGUAAUCGUCAAAACAUGUUAAUGUCAACAUGAACGGUUAAAUGAACCAUUAUAUGGAACGCCAGUCCACGUGACACACGUCACGUCCAGCGUACAGAAACAGUAAUUAUUACGAUUAGAAUGAAUGAAAUUAGAUAAAGGGAUUUUUGUUUUGUUUUUAUAAAUAGGCUAUUUUUUCGCUUGUUUUUCUUUAACAUGGUAGGCUGAACUAUUCGUUAAUAAUGGUUUACACGUAAUGCUUUUUACUUUAGACAACAAACAAACAGUGAUUGGUCUGAUAUGAUAAUGGCUUCUUCUUUGUAAAACCAGUUUAAAAGCAGUGAACUAACAUGUCGUGACGUUGUCCAACAAUGUUUUGGUUCCUGGCGGUGACGUAAUACACAAAAACAUGGUUCCCUUGUUUUGAACCUGAAAAGCGUGCUAACUGUUUCUUUAACUUCACUACGCAUGAAGAUGCAUUUCCGAAACAGAGUGACUGGAAAACAUUGAUAAGAGACGAUGGCUCAUGCCGUGGAAACGUGUGCUGAUUCUGGACGCAAGCUGCGCUCCAUCUGCCGGAGGAUGUACGACGAAAACGAGGAUUUGUCCGAUGUUGAAGAAAUUGCAAACAUCAGAGGUUUCAGUGUGGAGGAAAAGCUUGCUAGUGACAGUUACAGCUCCACGUUUGUUCACUGCAUGGAGGGUAAAGACUUCUCUUAUGAAUAUGUGCAAAGGGAGGCUCUCAGGACACCACUCAUUUUUAAAGAGAAAGAUGGACUAGGGAUCAGAAUGCCUGAUCCAGAAUUAACAAUCAGUGAAAUUAAAGGCUUAGUUGGCAGUCGUCGGUCUGUGGAUGUUAUGGAUGUGAGCACUCAGAAAGGCUCAGAAAUGAGCAUGGCUCAGUUUGUCCGUUAUUAUGAGACACCAGAGGAAGAGCGGGACAAACUCUUUAAUGUCAUCAGCUUAGAGUUCAGUCACACUAAGCUGGAGAACCUCAUCAAGCGGCCCACUGUGGUGGAUCAAGUGGACUGGGUGGACAACAUGUGGCCUCCUGAUCUGAAACAUAGCCAAACAGAAGCCACCAAUGUAAUCUCAGACAUGAAGUACCCUAAAGUGCAAAGGUAUUGUUUGAUGAGUGUGAAAGGCUGCUACACAGAUUUCCACAUAGAUUUUGGGGGAACUUCUGUUUGGUAUCACGUAUUCAAGGGACAGAAAGUGUUUUGGCUUGUGCCUCCAACCCCACAUAACCUUGCCCUUUAUGAGGACUGGGUCCUGUCAGGCAAGCAGAGUGAUAUCUUCCUGGGUGACCGAGCUGAUGGAUGCCAGAGAGUGGAGCUUAAGCAAGGAUACACCUUCUUCAUCCCAUCUGGCUGGAUUCAUGCUGUCUACACUCCAGAGGACACACUGGUGUUUGGAGGCAAUAUUUUGCACAGCUUCAACAUUCCUAUGCAGCUUACCAUCCAUGAGAUAGAGAACAGGACUAAGGUUCAUUCCAAGUUCCGUUUCCCUUUCUACUAUGAGAUAUGCUGGUAUGUUCUGGAGAGAUACCUGCACUGCCUCACCAAACGCUCUUACCUUUCUCAGGAGAUCCGCAAAGAGCCUGUACAAAUGGACUAUGACACAAAGGCAAACACAGAGAGCCUCUCCUCUGACUCAAGGAGCCAGGACAUGAAUGAGGACUCAUGUGAGACUCAAGUCAGAGAUGGCUCAGGUGAAAAACCAGAGAGAGCUGCCCAGGAUGGCCCCUGCUCUCCUGACAACCGUAGGGGCCAGCAUCUCAAAGCUGUUUUAUGUGUUGACUCUGAGGAUAGUUGUAAUCCCGGCUCCACCUCUCUAGAGUUCCCCCAAACCCCCUCUGACUCCCCAGCCUCGGAGUCUCCAAAUAGAUGGACGCAUUUGACUGAAUUUGAACUGAGCGGACUUAGGACGCUGGUUGAGAAGCUGGAGUCGCUCCCUGAAAAUAAGAAAUGUGUUCCAGUGGGAAUAGAGAACCCACAAGCCCUGCUGGAAGACAUAAAGGUUGUCUUCAAAGAACAUGCCGAUGACGACCCCAAAUUAGCAAUCACUGGAGUUCCUGUGGUGUACUGGCCCAAGAAAACUAUAAAGCCCCGGCCUCCCAACCGGCCGAAACCUAAGAUGGCAGCUUCUCCUGCAUCAGCAGUCAAGCUGUCAGCUAGUCGGGGAACAUCUGGUGCCAGGAGGAGAAGGACGCGCUGUCGUAAGUGUGAGGCAUGCCUGCGGACAGAGUGUGGAGAGUGCCACUUUUGUAAAGACAUGAAGAAGUUUGGUGGGCCAGGCCGGAUGAAACAGUCCUGCAUCAUGAGGCAGUGCAUUGCACCUGUCCUGCCCCACACAGCAGUGUGUCUCGUCUGUGGAGAGGCAGGGAAAGAGGACACAGUGGAGGAUGAAGAGGAGAAGUUUAACCUUAUGCUCAUGGAGUGCUCCAUCUGCAAUGAGAUUGUUCAUCCUAACUGUCUUAAGGUAAAAGAUUCAAAUGGAGUAGUCAAUGAUGAAUUGCCAAACUGCUGGGAGUGCCCAAAGUGCAACCAUGCAGGGAAAACAGGGAAAGCCUCAAAGCAAAAAAGGGGGCCAGGAUUCAAGUAUGCAUCAAACCUCCCUGGCUCUCUACUGAAAGAACCACGGUUUAACCGGGAUUCAAAAGAGGAGCCUGACCCACCGAUGGUGGCUACAGCAACUGUUACUGCUUUGACUACCACAUCUGCUGUGAAGAGAAAGGCAGAGCGGGAGGAAAUCCCUAAGAGGAAAGAAGAAGAGCCUCCAAAGAAACGUCCCCCCUUGCUGUCUUUGGAUGGUACGCCCCGACCGAGGCUCGAGGACAACCCACUAAGGAAAAAGAGAAAACUUUUUGACACCAAUGAUGAACCUGUCAUUGUGAAAAAGAAGAAGAAGCUUUCCAAACCGGAUGAUCCUUUGACUCCGAAGCUGUUGCGGCAAAUCAAGACAGAGAAUGCUCACGGUGAUGAAGAAGAUAGCCAGGAGGAUCACGAAGAAGACGGAUUGUCCUUGGACAGGAUUCAUUUAAAGGGGAAACAUGAGUAUGAUGACGAGGACCAAGAGGAAGAUGAGGAGGGAGAGGAAGAGGAGACACUGAAAAAAGAGAGAGACUGCAGUGCAGAGGACAAAGCCAAGGUCCUGUUAAGUCCACUGCAAAGAACAUCCGCAGCCAGAGAGAGUGAACAGUCGUCCAACUCUCCCAGAGCUGGACCAAGCAGUGAAUCAGGAGAAGCUCAGGAGAGGAGUUCAGCUCAGCUAAAGGCUCGCCAUCAGCGUCGACGCCUCCCCAACAAAGAGCUGAGCAAAGAGUUUAACCAGGAGAUUCCCAAGACAGAAGAAUGUCUGUCCAACCAAAACCACGGCUCAGUGAAGAAGGAGGAAGUUGCAGCCAAUCACAAUCGUCGACCACUGAAGAAUGAGGACUCUGUGACCAAUCAGAACCGUAAACCACUAAAAACCGAGGACUCAACCACUAACCAGAGCCGCAGGGCCCUUAAAAUAGAGGAAGGUUUGGCCAAUCAAAACAGACGGCCACUGAAAGCCGAGGACAGCCUGGCCAAUCAAAACCACAGGCCUGUAAAACCUGAGCCUGAGAACAAAAUAGACGACCAAAAGCCCAAAUGGCCUCUUAAUAACGGCAGCAGCGACCUGGGCGACUGGCUGCGACAUAGGGGGCGGGAGGUAAGCGAGACGCCACGUGGUUACUCACCACUCAGCUGGAACAGAAGCGCGCAGAUCACAUCAAUAUGUCCCCGUCCACUCCCCUGCCGGUCACCGCCAAAAUGUAUCCAAAUGGAGCGCCAUGUGAUCCGACCCCCUCCUAUCAGCCCCCCGCCUGACAGACUCCCGCUGAACGAUGGUGAAGCACACGUGAUGCGAAGAGAGAUGUGGAUGACCGUAUUCAGUCACUUGGCUCACAGAGAUCUUUGUGUCUGUAUGCGUGUCUGCAGGACCUGGAACAGAUGGUGCUGCGACAAGAGGCUUUGGAAGCAGAUCAAUCUGAACCGCUGUAAGUCCAUCACACCUCUCAUGCUAAGUGGUAUCAUCCGGAGACAGCCGGUUGCUCUGGACCUCAGCUGGACCAACAUAUCCAAGAAACAACUCAGCUGGCUCAUCAACAGACUACCAGGUCUGCGUGUCCUGCUGUUGUCAGGAUGCUCCUGGGUGGCAGUCUCUGCUCUUUGCACCUCCAGCUGUCCUCUUCUGCGAACUCUGGAUGUUCAGUGGGUUGAGGGACUGAAAGAUGCCCAGAUGAGGGACCUGCUGUCGCCUCCUACAGAUAACAGGCCAGGUCAGUUGGACAACAGAAGUAAACUGCGCAAUGUGGAGGACCUGCGCCUGGCAGGCUUGGACAUCACAGACACAUCUCUGCGCCUCAUCAUACGUUACAUGCCCUCGCUGUCCAAGCUGGACCUCAGCUACUGCAACCACGUCACUGACCAGUCUGUCAACAUCCUGACUGCUGCAGGGACGACCACCAGAGACUCGCUCACUGACAUCAACCUGUCAGGUAGGAGCCUGUCUUUGUUGGCUUCUGUAACAGGGUCACAGACCAGUCGCUGACCUAUUUCAAGCGCUGUGGAAGCAUAUGUCAUAUCGACCUGCGAUACUGCAAACAGGUGACCAAGGAAGGAUGUGACCAGUUCAUUGCAGAAAUGUCCGUCAGCGUGCAGUUUGAACUGAUAGAAGAGAAACUGCUGCAAAAGAUCAGUUAGAAACACGGAAGACUGUGUGACAUUUACAAGUGGUAAAACUACUUUCCACAUGGAGGCAGCAGAUGACCGCGUCGCUGUGUUUCAUUAAAAUCUGCGGACUACUAAACAGACACCAGGACAGAUGUGUCUGUCUCUGUAAAACUGAUGUAAAGGGUAGCUGUGCUGCUAAGCCAGAAUGUAAAAAUGGAAAUCCUGUCCUGUGAAGGCAAUAUUGCAAAAAUGUUCUGUUGUUGUUUGCACCCGUUUAAAAGUUAUUUAUUUCUUUAUAUUGAUUGUUUAUGUAUUGUAUCAUGACUAUCUUUUAGUGUUUAUAGAUACGUUUUUGUUCCAAUGCAAAAUUUAUUGCAUUAGAGUAAUAUUUUUGUAUCAGAAAGUGUUUCAUACAUUUAUGUGCAGUAUUGAUUGCACCACUGUACAGUAUCAUUACCAUUGGAAUUGAUAAUCAAUCGGUAUUACUGUUAAGCUCUUUAUUGUUGAGAGGCAAAGGUCUAAUGAUUUGUUGCCAAACUGUAGGAUGGUAGCUUGUGUUUGUGUGGGUGUUUUUAUAUUUUAUUAGAUGUGUCAGUGCCCUAUUCUGAUUGGACAAAGGUACUGGACAUUUUUUCUUUCCCAUAUAAUACCAUUUGCACUGAUACAGUAAAAUAGAAUACAUGAAUGUAUUCGCACAUACACUAUACAGUGUACAAAGCAUAUUUUUUCAACACUAAAAUGUUCUGCUAAUUCUAGAGAACCGCUUCUAGAUAACUGGGUUAUAUUAAGACAUAGCUGCAUACAGACAUCUCUGCCAGUCAGCACCACUCUUUAGUGUUAUUGGUUCUUUGUGAAAGGAAGCGUUUUAGCUCUGCAUGCAGCAAAGACAUGUUUACACCACAGUCAAUAGAUUUAGUAACUGUGAAACAAUAUAACCAGCCGUUCACUCCUGUCAUGAUCCAUAUGAUUAAAAAAGAAAUGUCCAGGAAUAAUAUAUUAUAUAAUUAUAUUACAUUUGCAGUGAGCAGCAUAGUAUUCUCUUUCCAAAGGAAGAGAUACAUAUAUCUUUAAUUUAAAAGAUAUAAAGCCAGUAUCAGUAAAUCAAUCCUGUAAAUCCAUGUCAAUCCCCAGACAUCAGCUUCUGACCACAGAAACUCCGUAGUAUAAGACACAGUGUUUUUAAUAGAGUAUGGAUCAUACGCCAAGGCCAUGUAUGUAUGUAUGUUGUUUAUUUGAAGAAGCUGCAAGCUGCUGCUUUCCUGGACGAUUAGUGCAAAUGUAAAAGUGAAAAUGGAUUUUGUUCUUUUUUUCUUAGAGAUUCCACUGAAAUAGACAUUCAUUAACACUGGUUGUUUUCUUAAAAAAAAUAUGUUAAAGUUAAAUCUUUUUGAGUUAAUCGUCUGAAGAUAAAGUACUUUGCAACCUAUUCCAUCAGUCAGUAGCAUUUUAAUAAGUAUUGCUCUAUUCACAUUUAUUCAUCAUAUUUCAAGUUAUAAAAAAUGGUAAUUUUGCUAUUGGAACUUGUCUAAAAAAUGUCAGACAGUUUAACGAUUUGAUAGGUUUGCAUUUUUCUUGAAAACUAAACUUUUUUAAAGAGUCUGUGCAACUUUUGAAUAGCACUUAAUACAGUUUAGUGGAUGGGUUUACAUUUUAUUUGUAUUUUUUUUAUUAAACCAUGUCUCCAUUAAAUAUUUUAGUACAUAACUGUAAAUGUUCAAUCUGUACAUAAUGUACAUGUAAAGCCUCUAGGAAGUCAACCUUUGAGAUAUUAAAUUCAUUUUAAAUACUGA
Sander lucioperca (pikeperch) is the source of this 6532-nucleotide messenger RNA. It is a transcript of the gene kdm2bb, whose product is annotated as lysine-specific demethylase 2B. Gene Ontology annotation, molecular function: DNA binding; transcription coregulator activity; protein binding. NCBI's taxonomy places the organism in Eukaryota, Metazoa, Chordata, Actinopteri, Perciformes, Percidae. The transcript has 21 exons. Gene Ontology annotation, biological process: protein demethylation; regulation of transcription by RNA polymerase II. Bases 562 to 4620 code for a protein of 1352 amino acids. The record is from RefSeq and is a predicted model, not a curated record.